Messenger RNA from Castor canadensis (American beaver), 2398 nucleotides. RefSeq names its product protein phosphatase 1 regulatory subunit 15A (gene Ppp1r15a). Gene Ontology annotation, biological process: response to endoplasmic reticulum stress. The record is from RefSeq and is a predicted model, not a curated record. Lineage: Eukaryota; Metazoa; Chordata; Mammalia; Rodentia; Castoridae. Gene Ontology annotation, cellular component: endoplasmic reticulum; protein phosphatase type 1 complex. Gene Ontology annotation, molecular function: protein phosphatase regulator activity.
AGAGACGUCCCAAGACCCUGCAUCUAUUUGUCGCGACAAGGCUUGUGGCACUCUGUGAUACUUUUGAAUCUCCGAGCCCGACGCCUGAGGGCGAGAUGAACGCGCUGGCCUCCCGAGACGUCCGGACCUGUGAUCGUUUCUGGCAGCCCGAGCCGGCGCUUCUACCUCCGGGGUGACGCGCAGUCCCCAGACGCCCAGACAGAUGGCUCCAGGCCAAGGGCACCAUCACUCCACCCUCUGGAGGGAUACCCAUGCCUUCUACCUCCUGUCCCCACUGAGGGGCUUCCUCAGUCGGGCCUGGAGCCGCCUGAGGGGCCCAGGACCACCAGAGCCCUGGCGUGUGGAAGCAGUAAUAGGAGCUGAUCAGGUAGAAGCUGGCCUGGAGCUAGACACUAAGGAUGCUUUGGCCACCCCCUAUAUCCUCUGUGGCAGGCAUCCUCAAAGGGACGUGGAAGACAGUGGUGUACCUGAAGACAAAGGAGAAGCAGACCAGGUGCCUUGCCUUGGCCUGAAAGCCAAUAGUUCUCCUGAAACUUGGGGACUUUCAGAUGGUGACGAUGAAGAAUAUUGUGAGGAAGAAGGAAACAGCGUCCCUAGAGAGCAGGGAAGGGAAUUUAAAGAUGGCCAGCCUGCACACUUGUCCCCUGUCCUUCUGAUAAGAAGCCUGCAAAAUUCUGAUAGGAACACUGGGGAGGAGGCUGCCGAAGAAGAGGGAGUUGGUCACCACGAGGGAGUGACUGAGUUUUCUUAUCCAUCACCACAUUGGGAGGGUUGUCCAGCAGUUGAGGAGGCGGAGGAUGGAGAAACUGUCAAGAAAGAAGUGCCAGGAGCCUCUCCUUCCCCCAUAUCUCCAGGAUUCAAGCCCAGCUCUUGGGUGUCUUGCCCAGGGGAGAAAGAAGAUCAAACCACGGAGGAAAAAGGAACCGAAAAUAAAGGAGCCAGGGAGGCCUCCAUUUCCCCUGCAUCUUCAGGCUCCAACCCCAAGAUCUGGGAGUGUUGCUUAGGAGAGGCUUCUAAGGAAAAGGGAGACACAGCUGGGGAAGGAGGUGACCCAGAGCCUGGUGCCUUAGUUCCAGCUCAGAGGUCCCUAUGCAGGGCUUUUGACUGUGAACCCAGUAAGAAAAACACAGAGAAAGAGGAGGAGGUCAGUGCUUUAGGAGUAGCUGAGAAGGAAGGAGGAGCUGAGAGUCCUUCCAUCCCUCUGACCUGUGCCUCCGUGAGGGCCUGGGUAUUUCAGACAGGAGAGGAUACGGAAGAUGAAGACAGUGAUUCAGGAUCAGCUGAGAAAGAGGGAGAAGCUGAUUCUUCCUCUUCCACCCCCACUACAAGUGCCUUCUUAAAGGCCUGGGUGUAUAGGCCAGGAGAGGACACAGAGGAUGAAGACGACAAGGACAGUGAUUUGGGAUCAGCUGAGGAAGAGGGAGAAACUGAGGCUCCUUCUUCCGUCUCCUCUACAAAUGCCUUCUUGAAGGCCUGGGUGUAUAGGCCAGGAGAGGACACAGAGGAUGAAGACGACGAGGACAGUGAUUUGGGAUCAGCUGAGGAAGAGGGAGAAACUGAGGCUCCCUCUUCCAUCCCUCCUACAAGUGCCUUCUUGAAGGCCUGGGUGUAUCGGCCAGGAGAGGACAAAGAGGAUGAAGAUGAUGAGGACAGUGAUUUGGGAUCAGAUGAGGAAGAGGGAGAAACUGAGGCUCCCUCUUCCACCCCUCCUACAAGUGCCUUCUUGAAGGCCUGGGUGUAUCAGCCAGGAGAGGACACGGAGGAGGAAGAUGAGUGUGAGAAGCAUGAGGACAGGCUUGAUGAUUCAGAGGCAGGUGAGGGAGGAGAAGCAGCUGACUCAGAUUCAUAUCCCUCCCUUCUUGACCAGAGCAUCCCCCUCAGGGGCUGGAUCUGUCGACUUGGAAAGGAGGCAGAGGAAGAAGCAGCCAUCAAGAAAAGGAAGGAAGCUGAGCCCUGCCCUUUGCAAGUGGCCAUCUAUUUGCCUGGAGAGAAGCCACCACCUCCCUGGGCUGCUCCUAAGCUGCCCCUCCGACUGCAAAGGCGGCUCAAGUUGUCAGAAGCUCCCGCCCAGGUUUCAGACCCUGAAACUCCCCUAAAGGCCAGAAAGGUCCGUUUUUCUGAGAAGGUCACUGUCCAUUUACUGGCUGUCUGGGCAGGGCCGGCACAGGCCGCCCGCCGGGGCCCCUGGGAGCAACUCGCCCGGGAUCGUAGCCGCUUCGCCCGCCGCAUCGCCCGGGCCCAGGAGGAGCUGGGCCCCUGCCUCACCCCCGCCUCCCGGGCCACAGCUUGGGCACGACUCGGGAACCCACUGUCUUUUCUGUCCCCGGUACCUGCCCCUACCCAGCUCCUGCCUCCCCCCUGCGACCCUUCGGAGACCCCGCCCAGGCCACGCCCCUGA